Molecule: messenger RNA, 939 nt
Organism: Ahaetulla prasina
Lineage: Eukaryota; Metazoa; Chordata; Lepidosauria; Squamata; Colubridae
Product: olfactory receptor 11G2-like
Exons: 1
Coding region: 1-939 (312 amino acids)
Biological process (GO): G protein-coupled receptor signaling pathway
Cellular component (GO): membrane
Molecular function (GO): olfactory receptor activity; G protein-coupled receptor activity
Source: RefSeq, a predicted model, not a curated record
AUGGAACAGUUUAAUGCAACAACACCGCAGGAAUUCAUUCUGCUCGGCUUCAGAGUUGGACAACAAGGACGCCUGCUUCUUCUCAUCUCAUUCACACUGGUCUACAGCCUCACUUUGGUUGAAAACAUGGCCAUCAUCCUGGUAGUAUCUCAAGAUGCUCAUUUGUCUUCCCUUCCUAUGUACAUUUUGCUGAGCAACUUUUCCUGGCUGGAGGUCUGUUAUGUAAGUGCUACAGUGCCAAGGAUGCUCUUUGACUUGUCCUUCCCAGGUGGGGUCAUCUCUUUCUAUGCCUGCUUCAUCCAAUUUUAUGUCUUCUUCUCCCUUGGCACUACUGAAUGCUUCUUUCUCUCAGCCAUGGCCUUAGAUCGGUAUUUGGCCAUUUGCUAUCCAUUACGAUACACACAGAUUAUGUCUAAAAAGAUGUGCUUCUUCCUAGUGACUAUUUGUUGGGUUAUUGGCUUUCUCUGGUACAUUGUCCCAGUGUCCUUGAUCUCCAGGUUGUCCUUUUGUGGUCCCAACUCUAUUGAUCACUACAUUUGUGACUCUGGAGGACUUUUGGCUCUGGCUUGCCAUCCCUUGGAAUCUCUCUCUCUUUUCUGCUAUGUCAUCACUUCUGUCUUGAUUCUGGGCACUUUCCUUUUCAUUGUGGCCUCCUAUGUGGGGAUUAUUUUCACCCUGAUAAAAAACUCCAGUGAAAACACUGGAAAUAAAGGAAUUUAUACUGUGUCUUCUCACCUAGCAGUGGUGACACUUUUUUACGGGUCUGUGGCCACUAUGUACAUUGGACACACCGAGAAAAAUCAUACUAAGAAUACUAAAGUGAUGACACUGUUCUAUUCUGCUGUUGCCCCUUUGCUCAAUCCAUUGAUCUACUGCCUCAGGAAUAAUCAGGUGAAAGAAGCACUGGUUAGGUUCUUGAGAAAGAAGGGAGUUAUAUAG